This is a messenger RNA of Cottoperca gobio, 4202 nucleotides long. RefSeq names its product TBC1 domain family member 8 (gene tbc1d8). The transcript has 20 exons. The record is from RefSeq and is a predicted model, not a curated record. NCBI's taxonomy places the organism in Eukaryota, Metazoa, Chordata, Actinopteri, Perciformes, Bovichtidae. Gene Ontology annotation, molecular function: calcium ion binding. The coding region runs from base 203 to 3592 and encodes 1129 amino acids.
GGCUGGUGUGUACAGCUGCUGUAAACCGGGCGUGAGGGAGCAGAAGUGUGAAGCCUGCAGCUGUCGGGAGCGCAGGAUAUCAUGGAGAAACCCGAAAACCCGCCGCUGUAGGCUCAAGCAGGCCGCUGCAGAGCCGGAGGACAGGCGGACAAACUUUAUACCCCGCCGCUGCGAGUCCUCCGGCCCCUCCCUGCUGGAAGAAAUGUGGUUAAACCCGGAGGAAGUUUUGCUGAAAAACGCUCUGAAGCUCUGGGUGACCGUGAGGAGCAACGACUUCUUCCUCCUGCAGAGGAGGAGAGGCCACGGGGAGCCGACAGGCAGGAUCACAGGUCUCCUGGUGGGGGCGCUGGACACGGUGCUGGACUCCAAUGCCAGGGUCACACCCUUCCGCAUCCUCCUCCAGGUCCCCGGCUCCCAGAUCAGCUGGGUCAUCGCCAGCGGAGCCGCCAUAGAGGAGGUGAACAAGCACUGGGACUGGCUGGUCCACAACCUGCUUCACUCUCUGUCUGUGUUUGAGAACAAGGAGGAUGUUGCCAGCUUCGUCAGAGGGAAAGUCAAGGGUCUCAUUGCAGAGGAGGUUCGGGGUCGCCAGGCCGCCCAGGAAGAAGACCCAGAGAAGUUCAGGGAGGUGCUGCGGAAGUUCGAGCUGCACUUUGGCCUCCCGUCGUCAGAGAAACUGGUGACGUACUACUCCUGCUGCUGCUGGAAGGGCCACGUGCCUCGGCAGGGCUUCCUCUACCUCAGCAUCAACCACGUGGCCUUCUACGCCUUCCUGCUGGGGAAGGAAGUUAAGUUUGUGAUUCCCUGGGCGGAGGUGACACGGUUGGAGCGGGUCUCCACCGGUCUGAUGACGGAGGCCAUCAGGAUCACCACACGACGGCGGCAGAGGGAAUUCUCCAUGUUCCUCAACCUGGACGAGGCGUUCAGGGUCGUAGGUCAGCUGGCUGACAUUGCCCUCAGGCGGCUGCUGGACAGCGAAGGGCUGGAGCUGGACCGAGUCCUGCAGCAGCCCGCACGCAUCACAAAGAGGAUCCUGGAGGAGCAGGCACUGAGGGAGUACGUGCUGGCUCUGUUUCGGCUCCCUCGUGCCGAACGACUCCACGAGGUGGCCUCCUGUUCGGUGUGGACUCCACACGCACGCUGCCACACAGCCGGCUCCCUCUACACCACUGACAGUUAUCUGUGCUUCUCCGGUCGAGAGGAAGGCAGCUGCAUCCUGCUCAUACCCCUCUCAGAGGUGUUUUCCAUAGAGAAAGCGGAGAGCACCAGCCUGCUUCCCAACCCCGUCAUAGUGAGCGUCCGCACGAAGAAGGCCUUCCAGCUGAUCGAGCUGCAGGACCGAGACGAGCUGGUGGAGAGACUGAACUCCAGACUGCGAUCCGUGCAGUGGAAACAGUCCAUGUUCCGCAGCAGGAAGGACGGCAAGAGGAGUGUGAGUUCCCCGACACCCUACUACACCUUCUACUAUGACACCGGGCAGUCUGACGAAGAAGAGGUGGAGGAGCAGGUUCUGCGUAACACCGUCAACAGCGAGGCUCUGAUGACGGCCUUCCACCAAAACCAACCAGGAACCAACGGCAACAAGAACAAGGAGCAGGUGAAGGAGCGGCUGUGGGACGCUCAUUUCUCGGAGUUCGGUCGCGGCGUCCACAUGUUUCGCACGGACAAGAUCCAAAGACUUGUUGCCAUGGGGAUACCAGAGUCGCUGCGAGGGGAGCUGUGGAUGACACUUUCUGAUGCGUCCUCAGAGCUCGAGUCCCACCAGGGCUACUACAGCAGUAUGGUGCAGAAGUCGAUGGGCCAGAGCAGCCUGGCCACGGAGGAGAUUGAGCGGGACCUUCACCGCUCUCUGCCGGACCACCCCGCCUUUCAAAACCCCACCGGCAUCGCCGCGCUGAGACGUGUCCUCACCGCCUACGCUCACCGGAACCCCAAGAUCGGAUACUGUCAGUCAAUGAACAUCCUGGCCUCGGUGCUGCUGCUCUACGCUAAAGAAGAAGAAGCGUUCUGGCUGCUGGUGGCUGUUUGUGAGAGGAUGCUGCCGGACUACUUCAACCGCAGGGUCAUAGGAGCUCAGGUGGACCAGUCAGUGUUUGAGGAGCUGAUCAGGGAGCGUUUGCCGGAGCUGGCUGAAAACGUCCCAGACCUCUCCACCCUCUCCUCCGUCUCCCUCUCUUGGUUCCUCACCCUCUUCCUCAGCGUCCUGCCCUUCCACAGCGCCGUCUGUGUGGUCGACUGUUUCUUCUUCCACGGGAUCAAAGCCAUCUUCCAGUUGGGCUUGGCAGCGCUGGAGGCCAACGCUGCACAGCUCUCUGCCAGCACAGACGACGGACAGGCUCUCAUGAUUCUCUCCAGUUUUCUGGACCAGGUGGGAAGUGAAGCGGUGACUUGUCCUCCGUCCUCCCCGCCGCCUGCUGCUCAGGAGACCAGCUGCAGCAGCGACAUGGAUAUUCCCGCCGUGAGACCCACGAACAUCAGCGACCUCAUCAACGAGUCCUACGUGAAGUUCGGUGACCUGUCCGUGAGGCAGAUCGAGAGGCUGCGCUGUCGACACAGAAUCUUAGUGCUGCAGGCUCACGAAGACACCACCAAGGAAAACGCUUUGAGACUGGUGACUCCAGAUGUUUCCAUGUCUUCAGAGAACUUGGCGGACGUCUACGACCUCUUCAAGACGGAGCACUUCAUCAGUCUGUACUGGGGGGACAGCAGCUCUGCGGCGGCGGCGGAGGCGGCUGCGUGGCGUUACGGUGACUCCGGUCACUCCUACAUGGAGCGGCAGUACCGGCUGGACCGGCCCCAGUUCAAGAGCCUCUACGGGCUGCUGGCUCCGUGGCCCGGCGGCUCCAACCAGCACGCUGACACGCUGGCCAACCGCAGCUUCACCCUGCUGGACCACGACUGUGACAACCUGGUCACCUUCAGGGAGUUCGCUGGCUGGCUGGACACUUUAUACUGUGAGGAGCUGAAUGAGAAGAUCCGGCUGCUGUACCAGCUGCACAUCCCACCAGCUCUGACAGACAGUGAGGAUGACCCCUCUCUGAUGAAGAGCCCCCUGCUGUCCACAAACAGACCCCUCUUUGUUGAUCUGCCCUCUGAUGUUGAAGGUGAAGUGAAAGAUUACCAGGAGCAGCUGAAGCAGAUGCUGCAGGAUCUGAUGAAGGAGCCAGAGAAAGAUGUUGAGAAGCCUCUUCCACUCAUGAACCAGCGCGAGUUCAUCCAGUUCUGUAAAACGCUCUACAGCAUGUUCCACGGGGAUCUAGUGGAGAACGACCUCUUCCAGGCCAUCGCGACUGUGACGAGCCUCGUGCUGCAGAUCGGCGAGGCCGGCCACCGCGGACGCAGCCCGGGGUCAGAGGUCAGCAGCCAGGAGGAGGUGAAAGCACCGGCGACCCCUGCAGACGCCGGGAGCUCGCCGGCAGAGGACGAGUGGAGGGUGAGCUACGCUCAGAUCCUGGCGUCGUUGCUCACCGAACAGGCGCUGGUGAACUUCUUCGAGAAGCCCGUGGAUCUGUCUGCAAAGAUCGCAGAAGCCAAAGAGAAGCAGUAUCACCAGCGGGCGGGUUUGCUCACACUGCAGCAGGGGAGCAGCUGACUGAUGCGAGCCGCGACACCAGUUUCAUUAAACACAAUGAGACCGAAAGCAGCCAGGAAGCAAUGUUACGCCUAACUGACGACAGAAAGGAGUUUUCACACCACGUGCUGUUCGACUCAGUCAGCGACAUUAUUAUUAAGAUCAUUUUGUGCUGUUUGUCUGCAGAAAUUCUAAUUAUUGCCACGAGGCGGCCUGCAGUUAACACAAGUAAUCUGUCACUGUUUUCCAAAAAGGAACCCUUUAUAAGUUGUGACUAAUGACUUUAUUAUAGCUUGAUGAAUAAUUAACUCAUUUUGUAAUAAACACAAGGUUGUGAAACAUCUCUUUCAUAGUCAAGUUAAUUAAAACUGUAAAUAAGAAAGAGCAACGAGUGUUGUUAUAAAUGUCAUUAAUAAUAAGUGUAACACAUGUUCUAUCCAGCAACAGCCAAAGGCAUUAAAUAAUGUCAUUAAAAAUGUAAAUAAGUUGUUGAUAAAUACACAACAGUCCAUUGGAGCAGGUGACCUGAUGAUUUAAGGAAAAAGUGUCCUGCUGGAGGGGGUUUUCACAACCUGGCAACCCAACAUGUUUCCUACUUAUGACUAUAAAUAAAUGACUGAUUAAGUUGAAA